GGAUGACAACUUGCAGAGUUGUCAUCCUGCAAGUGUCGAUAAGGACGAAAUUGCAGAUGCGGCCGAGCGUUAAGAGGAGGGCAGAAGGAGUCGCGAUAGAUCUUGAGUGUCGAAGGUGGUGAUCCAACUGACACAUCACUUUAUUAGCACCUCACCGCAAAGUCAGAGAAGAGGAUUCCUGAGGCGGUGGGAAUAGACUGCCUCCGCAUUUUCUCACCUGAGGUGUCCCUUACCUUCUCAGACUAACGUCUCUGCCGGCAGAUUGAAGGGGAAACCACCUGACAGACUUUGAGGAGCUUUGCCUGAGGCGAAACAGAGCUCAUAUAUAAAGCUGGGUGAAGGACAUUGACACACUGACAAGUGGAAACUGGCAACAUCCACUAUGGAGGUCUACACCGCUUCGAGGAAACUUGCUUUGCUUUCCUUUACCUUUCUGUUGGGGCUCUCAGGCACAGGGGCCCAAAUCCACAUGCCUCAAACCAGUAUAAAUGUGAUCAAGGGUGAGAUGGUAGUGCUGAAGGCCUCAUACAGCACAGCCCAAGACAUCGAUCUGGACACCAACACCAUCCUCUGGAACUUUGUCUCUAACAGCACCCAGCUGAUCAUUGCCUACACCAAAGGCUCCAUGAGCAGGGGCAACUCCCAGUUUAAGGACCGCGUUGGUUUCACCAGCACCAUGCCAUCAAACAACGUGUCGCUGUACAUCAACAACACCCAGGAGUCUGACUCAGGACGUUACCUCUGUCAGAUCAUCAUUCCUGAAAAUCCUGGCCUCACUGCUGAGCUCAGUCUGGACGUGAAGGUACCUCCUGCUGUCCCGAAGUGCUCUCUAUCGGGGAAGCCGGUGCUGAAAGGAAAUGUGACUCUGAACUGCAAAUCCAGCUCUGGGAAGCCCAUUCCUAUGUACAAGUGGAGGAAAACUAGUCCCACCUCUGAGGUCUUCUUCUCACCUGUGCUCAAUGAGAAGAUGGGCACUCUGAAGCUUAGCAACCUGAGCAGUAACAUGUCGGGCAAAUAUGUGUGCACAGCCAGCAACUCAGCCGGAUCAGAGAGCUGCACCAUCAACCUGGAGAUCGUCGCCUCCACUAAUGUGGGUAUGAUUGCUGGCGCCACAGUGGGAUCAGUGGUCGGCUUCAUCUUCCUCCUCCUAGUCUGCCUUGUUUUCCUGGUGAAGAAGCGGAGAGACAACGAGGAUGACAUGGCCAAUGAAAUCAAGGAGGAUGCUCAGGCUCCCAAACGUGUUUCCUGGGCUAAGAGUGGCAUGGGUUCAGAUAUCAUCUCCAAGAAUGGCACUCUGUCCUCCAUCGCCUCCAGCCCGCACCACAAAGAGCCCUCCCACCACCACAACAGCCACCACCACCACCUGCAGCAGUACCCCCAGCGCCCCCCCUCAGACACAGCCUCCAUUAUCACUGCCACAGGCAGCACAGCUGGGUACCGACCAUCCCACCACCACGGAGCCUCCACUCCCACCCACUACAGCUACAACAACAACACCACCCUGCCACGCAGACAGCCCAUUUCCUCUGAGGCGAGUAGCAAUGGGAACUCACUACCCAAGCCAGAGCGCUACACCCAGCUGCCUCAGGCUCAGGCGUUGCCGCAGACCUACAGCCAUCCUCAGCCUCAGCUCCAGGCUGCUCCCGCCCCACCACCACUGCCCUCUUCCACAGUCACAGCCUCCAACAUCGCCCGCAUGGGAGGGGUGCCCAUUAUGGUGCCUGCACAGAACCAGGCCGGAUCGCUAGUCUAACACCUGCCAGCGCUGACACAGUGCUGCUGACAAAAGCUGUGGAAUACUGUCCUUUUACUCUUUCAAAAGGGUCAACUGCUGAUUUAUUUUAAAAGGGAACACUUAAGUUACUAUUUAGCAAAAAAAUAACUGUAGUUGAAAAGGUCAAAUUCACUUCCAGAAGCUUCAUGGCAAGACUCUCAGAUACAGACUGUUUACUUUCUUUAAGUAUACUUAUGUGUUUUUUAUUCUGUAUGCACUGUAUACAUUGCAAACUAUGUAUAGACAUGAUUUUCAUACAUUUAUUCUCUUUUCUACUUUAUUUCUUAUUUCUAAUUUAGUUUUGAAACGUUUUAUUAUAUUUUUUCGAAAUCUACCAUGCUAAUUCCACAAAGUGAACCGCAAUGUGUGCACAAGUCUCACACAUGAAUAUACAGAUGGAUUAAGAAGAGGGAUUUGUAGGUGUACUGUGCUUCAUCUAUCACCUUUACUUAUAAACUGCCCAAGGAGGAAUGAUCAAAACCUAAACAGAUUUAAGCACAUUAUAUCAGUACUGUUCAGUAAGUGAGUACAUUAGCACAGCAGACUUAUGGACAGGAAGAUGAGACAAUAUUACACAUAAUCCUUUUUUGGCUUUACUUCUGUCAGUGGUUCAGCUUCUAAAAUGCUCUUAGACUCAAUUCUUUGAACACAGAUUAGCAAAAGCGUCUUAUAAUAUUGAGCACUAUUCAGAACUGUAGUAUGGUGACUUUGCUAAUAGUCCACACUUGAGUUGUAAUAAUUUUAAGUUGCCUGCAGCACUGAAAUUGUAAAUAUGAUAUUUAUUUUCUGUUCAAUGUGUGACAUACAGCAUAGCAUAUUGUUGGCCACAGCCUGUAUUGGAGGAUAUAAUAUAGAUAAUACACCUGCCUGCAACACUGGAUACUGAACCAAAGAUAUGCAGGUUGUAACGCUUCAUAUAUGUCAACACGCUCUCUUUAUGUGCUGUCUUUUAUUUUGCAGUUUAUCUUAACUGUCUAAGAAACAGUUUAAAUUAACAUGACAUUUUAAUUGACUGCCAAACAAUAAAGGCUAUAGAUUUUUUUAGAUAAUGUUCUUUCCGCCAUUUGGGUCACACGUGGCAGAUAUGAGUUUGUCUAAAUCAAAAACACUAAUGUGAAAGUGUUAACAUGACUCUGAAGGUGCCUAAUUCGAGACUGUCUAUACCAUUUCCUAUUAUGAGAAGAUGAGGAAGUUACACAACAUGCAGAAUAUUGAGUCAAAUACAUCUUAAUACUGAACCAGAUAAGCCCUAAGAUUCUGACCGUGUUAACAAUGUCACCUUUACUUUUACAUUCAAAACAUCAGAGUCACAGUGUGCCCAAAAAGUUACACAUUUAAUAGUCUUAGCACAUUUACACUAAAUGGCUCAAGAAUGUAACAUGAUCUGUGGGACCAAAUCAGUUUUUCUAUAAAACCUGAGCAGGGAAAGUCUUUAAACGUAGCUUUCUCACCAUGCCUUUUUAAAUAUCAUAUCUGGAAAAGAAGAGCAAAAUAUAAUACUAAUACUGCUAUGUAUAAUGAUAGUGGUCUUACUAUCUAUUCUGCUGUAUUGCCACUACACUGGAGCACAUUUGUUGUUUUACAUUUUGUCCACAGGAUGUCAGAAUGACACAAGUGAUAGGUGUAUUUUGAAGCUUUGUUCAGGUUUGUAUUGUUUUUAAUAUGUUGGAUGAAAAAGGAAAGAUUUCCUUUGGGGAGGUGAAAGUGGGGAGAAAAUCAUUUUGAUGGACAGAACUUAACAACCACAUUUCCAAUAAUGUUGAGGGCUGAGUAAAACAUAAAUAAAAACACAAUAUAUUUAUUUGCUAACGGACUGUUACCAGUUUUACAAAGCGCUCCUAAGUCCCAUCCCAACUUGUUUGAGAAGUGUUGCUGCUUCAAAUUCCGAAUAUGCAUAUAUUUACAAAAAUCAAUUGAGUUUUUGAGGUAAAACAACAAUUAUUGUCUUUCUACUAUAUGUCAGAAAGGAUGAGUAGAUUAUCACAUGCUGUUUUAAUUAUGCUUUACCCAGUGUCCCCGCUUUUUUGGAAUCAAGCUUAUACUACAGUCUUUACAGCUAUUGUUCAUAGAAUCAGUGUUUUAACUUGCAAAUGGGUCAUUUAAAAAGUGUACAUUAUGAACAUUAAAAUGUAUUUGAGACAAGCUUUUAUUUUUAUACAGUAUAUGUGUAUGCAUAAGAGCACAUGAGCAGAGUUUAUAAAUAGUAAAUAUUUCCUGAACUAAACAAGUCCACGCUGUCAGUCAGAUAUAAACCGUGAUGGAUUGUAUAACUACUGUGGCCAAACUUGUGCUCAUGCAUAGGCCUAAACUGGACGUCAAUGUGCAGUGUCCUCCAUAUUUAUGUUCAUGGAAAAUCUUUGUAUAAUAUUUUCAAUUAAAAGGGAAAUUAUUUA
Molecule: messenger RNA, 4167 nt
Organism: Scatophagus argus
Lineage: Eukaryota; Metazoa; Chordata; Actinopteri; Scatophagidae
Gene: esama
Product: endothelial cell adhesion molecule a
Exons: 7
Coding region: 383-1753 (456 amino acids)
Biological process (GO): homophilic cell-cell adhesion
Cellular component (GO): adherens junction; plasma membrane
Molecular function (GO): cell-cell adhesion mediator activity
Source: RefSeq, a predicted model, not a curated record